GAUACAGUGGGAGGCGCAAACUGCAUCAUGCGACGUUAAAUCGAAAGCAAUCUUGAUGAGGAAAUUAAAAUAAAUCUCACUUGCGAGCCAUAUUGUCCUCUCCGGAACCUGUGCUCUUUUGACUUCAUUUAAAAACUUGAACGGACGUAUUUAUUUGUCCUUUACUUAAAAAGUCUGCGCAGUCAUGCCGAAAACAUCAUGCCUGAAAGUAAGCAGAGCAAAUGCAGAGAAGGUGGAAAUCUUCCGCCAGUCCCUGUAUCAUGAGGCAGAGAUUUUGUUCUCCGACUACAUCCCCCUGAAGAUUGCCCAGCUGGAUGCUCUGCAGCGGGAUGAUGCCCUCAGUAUCACGGACAUGUCCUCCCUCAAGGCUCCCCUGGACAUCCCCAUACCAGACCCUCCUUCUGCAGAGGAAGAGGAAAUGGAGACGGAUAAGAAUGAAGACAAGAAAAAGAAAGCUCCCAAAUGUGGCUUCAUCAAGGGGAAUGAGAAGAUCAUGACACUCCUGGAGAGGGUGAAACCAGAGAUCGUUGCUCUUCGAGAGACCAUCAUCACUGUCACCUGCUGGAUUCAGCACCUCAUCCCAAAAAUAGAAGAUGGAAAUGACUUUGGCGUCGCAGUCCAGGAGAAAAUCUUGGAGAGGAUCGCUGCAGUGAAGACCAAAGUUGACGGUUUUCAGACCAACAUCAACAAGUACUUUUCAGAGAGGGGAGAUGCUGUUGGAAAAGCUUCCAAAGACACUCAUGUGAUGGACUACCGCACACUGGUGUCUGAGAAGGACGAAGCCAUCUACUCCGAGAUCAGAGUGAUCGUUCUCGACAUUCGCGGAUUUUACGCCGAGCUCUACGACAUCAUCAACAAGAAUCUGGAGAAGGUGACCAACCCUAAGGGAGAAGAGAAACCUUCCAUGUACUGACACUACAUGAUGUUCGGAUUCAUCUGGUGUAUUCUCUAUAAAUCAACAGUAACGCUGCAUGUGCAUUACUCUGUUUGUUCUUCUAAAAAACAACUGGAUACAAGUGUUCUCACCGCUGAAGACACUUUGCUUUUGUACCAACACUUGCACUAAAUUUAAGAUGAACUACGAAUAAAACUUUUUUUCAAACUGUG
Cottoperca gobio is the source of this 1107-nucleotide messenger RNA. It is a transcript of the gene psme2, whose product is annotated as proteasome activator subunit 2. Gene Ontology annotation, biological process: regulation of proteasomal protein catabolic process; regulation of G1/S transition of mitotic cell cycle; positive regulation of endopeptidase activity. NCBI's taxonomy places the organism in Eukaryota, Metazoa, Chordata, Actinopteri, Perciformes, Bovichtidae. The record is from RefSeq and is a predicted model, not a curated record. The coding region runs from base 185 to 913 and encodes 242 amino acids. Gene Ontology annotation, cellular component: proteasome activator complex; nucleoplasm; cytoplasm. Gene Ontology annotation, molecular function: endopeptidase activator activity. The transcript has 11 exons.